AUGUAUAUAGAUUAUAUAGAACACCCCCCACCAACCACAAAAGGAAUACCCAUAUGUGAUGUAUCAAUUCCACAUCAAGAAAAUCCCACUGACUGUCAUUUGUUUUAUCACUGUGUGUUUGGUGAUGACAAUGCACCAAAGUUAAUAGAAAAAUCUUGUGGAAGAGACAUGAUGUAUAAUCCUAAAACCAUGUCUUGUGAUUGGCCUGCCAACGUUGUCCUUUUAAAGUCUUCCUGUCAAUUAAAAAAAGAAGAGGAAUCUAGAAACGAAACAGUUCCAGAAUGUCCACCAGGAAUGGUUAUGGAAAAAUGCGCUAUUCCAUGUGAAAAUCCUGGUCAAGUAGUAGAAGAAAAAGGUUGUAAACAAUGUCAAUGUAUUGAUAACUACUAUUCUUGUCAUAAAGUACAAUGUAGUGAUGAAGUCAUGGAAGAAAUGGAUGUUGAUGAAUAUGAACAAACAGAAGAACCAACAGAGGAGGAUGGACUAAAUAGAACUGAUAUAGGACGAUUUGAAUAUAAUAAACAAAGUAUAGUAAGAACAUAUACAAUUCCUCCAAUUUUAAUCAUACCAUCAACCGUUACACCACCUGAAGCUUGUACAGAAAAUAGGUAA
Molecule: messenger RNA, 612 nt
Organism: Brassicogethes aeneus
Lineage: Eukaryota; Metazoa; Arthropoda; Insecta; Coleoptera; Nitidulidae
Source: the annotation of a GenBank genome assembly